AUGAUAUUAGUUCGCAAAUACAAAAUUCUAGCCAAUAAUGAAAUCGCGAUUAUUGAACAUGGAUCGUUCGAAGGUCUCAUCAAUUUAAAAAAGUUAAAUCUAGCCAAUAAUAAAAUCGCGAUUAUUGAACAUGGAUCGUUCGACGGUCUCACCAAUGUAGAAAAGUUUGACCUCAGAAACAAUACAGACAUGAUGUGUGGAUGUCAACUUCCAGCUAUGUCAAAUUAUAUAAAGAGUACAUACAAGAGAACUGUGACAAUUCUGGGCAAGUGUCACACAAAUUUAGGCUCUAAAGAUAAAUUAAUAUCUAUAAUGGAAUAUUCACAAUGUAAAGGAAAGACGUUAUUUCAAAAGAAUUUACAGUGUCAAACAUGUUCAGGGAUGACUUGCGAUUAUUUAGAAAUGAGAAGUUGUCCAGGACUACUGCCUCUCUGCCAAUAUGGGCUAUCAGUGGAUGGCAGUACAUUGAAGUUUCAAAGAUCCUGCAGCACAUACAACAACUGCCUUGAAGCUUUCAGAAACAAUUCCCUUACAUGCAAAAAUUGGUCCAAUGGCACUGCUUGUGUUGCUUGUUGCAGAGACAACUUAUGCAAUAAGAAUGAUUUCCCUGGUUGGACGCAUUCCUUUGAACUUCAUCUGAUUUAUACCGUGGACGCAUAUUCGACUUUUAAGAAAUUAACUGAAAAUGAAAAGACCACAGAAAAUGUAUCUAGAGCUGUGGAACACGAGUUAUUAACCUUGACAGGAGUAUUUAAAGUUGAAUAUUGUAGCUCGGAGAAAAGCUCAGUGGUGUUUACUCUUUACUGUACAGUCCUCAUUGGAAGUACUAAAGAUCGAGUUUUGCAAAAUAUUUACAAAAUUUUGAAUACAUCCCAAACAUUGCGUAACUCGGGAAUGAAACAAGUUAAGGUGAACUCAAAGAGUGAAAUGUUUUGUAACGAAGACACAUCAACUAACAACGGUGCAUUCAAGUGGCCAAUGACAAAAGUAGGAACUAAUGCGACGAUUCGAUGUCAUGCAAACGUAGCAACAAGACACUGUUCAUCCAGAACAAGUCCAUAUAUGACAUCAAGGAAGUGUUCGCCAUUUACCGGUGUGUGGCAAGAGCCAGACAUGUCUCAGUGUAACAAUACAGAGUGGAUCACUAGAGAACUAAAGAACAUCACCAUCAAAGGCAUUGAUGAAGAAAAUUUUGAACUUGUUUCAACAAAUUUCCUAAAUAUUUCCGAGAAAUCAGUGUAUUUCAAAAAAGAAGAUGUUGACUUGGUUGUAGAAGUACUAGAGAAAAUGGUGCCAUUGACAUGGAAUGUGUCCGUCAAUAUAACACUGAACAAUGUACUUCCUAGUAUCAAUAAUAUGAUAAACACACCGGAGAAGAUUUUAGGCGGAGAACCAUCUAAAAGAAUUGUCAACAGAAUGCUGGACAUCAUAGAAACAAUCCCAGAACAGAUUCCACUGGGAGAGCAGUCAGUCACAGCUUUAUAUUCUAAUCUUGGUAUUGGUGCUGCCAAAGUGGAGAAGGACACUUUCAACGGCCUCACUUAUGCUGUUUCAUAUGGAACCAAUGAAACAGAAGUAAGGACUGAUAUACAUCAGGACUCAGACUUACAAGUAGAUGAUACGAUGGACUUCAUUUCUUUACCAAAGAGUUUAUUAAAACAUAUGAACUGCGAAGAACUGUUAAACCUUUCAAGGAUUUCCAUGGUCUGUUUGCUGGACGAUAAGCUAUAUAGGGUACAACACAAAUCUAAUACCAAAGCAAAUACUAAAAUUAACAGCCAUAUUUUUGCUGUAAAUAUUCCUAACGUUCAUGAACCAGUUACCAAUCUUGAUGAACCAAUUAGAAUAUCACUGCAUGUAACAGAUCCGAAUGCCAUCAACCCCCAAUGUGUCUACUGGGAUGAAUCCUCUGAACAUUGGUCGACAAAAGGCUGUAAUAUGUCCCGCUAUGUACCUGGGAAGAAAGUAUUUUGUUCCUGUAACCAUCUUACAAGCUUUGCUAUACUAAUGGAUGUCUACCAGAAUGUAAAGAAUAGUCAACUCUUGUCUAUUCUUUCUAACAUUGGUUCCGGAAUAUCAUUUGUCUGUCUCAUUCUGACAGUAAUAAUUCAUGUUUAUUCAAAAACCCUAUGGAAAGUAAUGGCUUCAAAGAUUUUAGUAAAUUUGUGCAUUUCUUUAGCUGCCACUUAUCUUACCUUUCUUGCUGGGUUCAAAGCAUAUAGCACAGAAAUAACAGCUGUUUGUAAGGCAGUGGCUGCUCUGUUACACUACUUCCUUCUGACAUCUUUCAUCUGGAUGGCUGUAGAAGCACUUCAUAUUUUCCUGGGCGUCGUUGUUGUAUUCAACACAUAUCAGCCAUCUUUUAUUAAGAAGUGUUCAAUUUUGGUCUGGGGUAUUCCAGUUGUCAUUGUCAUAAUUACUCUGGCAAUUAACAACACAAACAAUUACAUCAAAAGUGAACAAGCCUGUUGGUUAUCCAGCACUGCUUUCUAUGCUGCCCUCCUGGCUCCCGUGGCGCUCAUCCUCCUCUUCAACAUUACUAUGUUUUCUCUCGUUAUGAGGAGUCUUAACUCAAUGCAAAAUGACAAAAAAUUUGAACACAAACCAAAAAAAGUACGUGUUUUUGGCAUCGUUGGAUUGUGUUUCCUGCUUGGAUUUCCCUGGCUCUUACCAUUCUUUGGUUUUGGUGAAGCUGCUGAAGUGUUUCACCUUCUUUUUACUAUCUUCACUCCCCUUCAAGGAAUGUUUAUCUUCCUAUGCUACUGUAUAUACAAAAAAGAUACCAGAGACGUCAUUUGCCUGUUCGUAUGUAAACGAAAAACAUGGGAGCUGUGGGAAGAUCCGAAGAAUAUAAAAGUAAGUCCAAGCACCAGUAAUGAAAAAGGAGAUAAAACAGCAGAAACGGACUUAUAAAUGAAAAUCAAGAAAAU
Molecule: messenger RNA, 2930 nt
Organism: Octopus sinensis (East Asian common octopus)
Lineage: Eukaryota; Metazoa; Mollusca; Cephalopoda; Octopoda; Octopodidae
Product: adhesion G-protein coupled receptor G6-like
Exons: 22
Coding region: 1-2913 (970 amino acids)
Biological process (GO): G protein-coupled receptor signaling pathway; cell surface receptor signaling pathway
Cellular component (GO): membrane
Molecular function (GO): protein binding; G protein-coupled receptor activity
Source: RefSeq, a predicted model, not a curated record